GUUGUGCUUAUAAUUCAAAGUGGUUUCCGUUUGUUGUCUAUUGCCUUAGCUCAAUAACUCUAGUCGAUAAAUGGACAGAAUAAAAUGAAUCGUUACACACUUAUAAAGCAAUUAGGAGACGGGACUUACGGUUCGGUACUCCUUGCUACUGUCCAAGAAACAAAAGAAAAAGUUGCUAUUAAAAGGAUGAAAAGAAAGUUUUAUUCUUGGAAUGAAUGUCUGAAUUUACGUGAGGUCAAAUCGUUGAGUAAACUUUCUCACCCAAAUAUUGUGAAGCUUAGGGAAAUAGUGCGGGAAAAUAAUCAUCUUUAUUUAAUAUUCGAGGCACUCGAAAAUAAUUUAUAUGAACUAAUAAAAGCAAGGACUAAACUUUUUCAAGAAGAAACUAUCCGGAAUAUAAUUUGGCAAGUUCUAGACGGCCUGGAUUUUAUGCAUAAGCAGGGGUUUUUCCAUCGGGACAUGAAACCUGAAAAUUUGUUGUGCAAUGGCCCAGAGACAGUGAAACUAGCAGAUUUCGGACUUGCACGUGAGAUCCGUUCGCAACCUCCUUACACCGAUUAUGUGUCUACCAGGUGGUAUCGGGCCCCUGAAGUGCUCCUUAGAUCAACUAGCUAUAAUUCGCCUGUCGAUCUAUUUGCUGUUGGUUGCAUAAUGGCGGAACUCUACACAUUUCGUCCUUUGUUUCCAGGAAGCUCAGAAAUUGACAUGGUUUUCAAGAUUUGUUCUGUUUUGGGUACACCUUCUAAGGGUGGCUGGCCUGAAGGAUAUCAACUAGCGGCCGCUAUGAAUUUUAAAUUUCCACAAUGUUCUCCAGUCCCUUUGCAUACUUUGAUUCCGAAUGCUAAUCAUGAAGGUAUUCAGCUCAUUCUGGAUUUGAUUUCUUGGAAUCCCAAGUAUCGACCAACGGCACGUGAAGCAUUAAAGCGACCUUAUUUCAAAACUAUCCAAGCUUUCAAAGGAAUCAUAUCUUCUGCGAAUAAUGGCGACAAAGUACAGAAUGUAUCUCAAGAUUUAGAGAAAAAAUCUACAGAUUUAAACAGAAAACAAAAAUCAUUGUCAAAAAAUUCGAAUUUAGGAAUUACCACUUCACAAAAAUUAAAAGAGUCUCAAUCUACUCAUCAAAUGGUUAUUAUAAACUCAUCAAAUGAUAAUCAAAUGGAAACUGGCUCACUCAAUCAUGAUGAUUGCAAUUUACAAAGAGAAGUUGAAAAUAACUCAUCUAAAAACAAUAAAGAUCUCUCAGAACAUCCGUUUACAGACUUACAAGAACGUAAAGGAGCUGUUUUACAGUUAGAAGAUCCACUACCAAGUCUUUUUGCAACAUUGAGCGAAACUGCUGAAAAUGACAGACUACACGAUCAUUAUACUGAUAAUAAGGUUCAUCGAUUUGAAAACUUAAUUUCGAACCAUACAAUUAGUAAAACGGAUCUGAAUACAGAUUGUACAGUUGACAAAAAUCAGCUUCUCACCGAUUCACUUAAAUAUCCUAAAUCUGGUGCCUUAAUAUCAAAACGCAAAAAUUCAGGACAUCGACGAUGUCCAGUCUUAGAAACUGACAGUUUAUUCGAUAAUUUCGAUUCUGACCAAUCAGAUUUAAAACCACCUUCAAAGAAAAUGACUGCAACAAAAGAGAAUCAAGACGAAAACUCCACUUACCGGAUGUAUAGUCAGAAAAAUACGACUGCGCUAAACAAAAUCCCUUUAUCAACAUCUAAAUUCACUAAGCAAUUUCCAUCGAUCUUGAAUGGUUGUAAUUUAACAAAAGAAGUAAAACAACGAUAUGGUUCUCGAUUAACUGAUCAUCCUGAUAGUAAUAUUCGCAGUACCCAGAAACGAGAUUCUUUGGAUAUCGGCGAACUAAUACAUUCUACAACCACAACAAGACCGCUUGUUCCACCGUCUAAUCAGUUUAUCCCCUCAAAUGGGAACCCUAGUAGUAUAACAUCGGCUGCAUCAUUUUAUAAGUCAAAGGCACGUUACUUUCCUGGACAUGUUAAUAGUAAAUCAAAAAGGCCACAAUGUACUCUACUAACGUUAGAUAAGUUAGUGCAGCAUCCAACAGACAGUCAUAAGGAAAAUCACCCAUCAGUGCAGACUUAUGUAGACUAUCCAGCUCAUGCAUAUAUAAAUAAUACACGCGAUACACCCAAAUCUGUUGGUAAUUUAUCUAACUCAACCAAUGUUAGUAAUGCUCUAACCAUGAUGCAAAAUAAAAUUCAUCAUUUAAGCGAUACUGUAUUAUUUCCGUGGUCCAUAACUAACAACAGUACACAAAUAGAUCCUAAAUCACUGUCUAAAAGUGCUUGUAAGACGUUACGUGAUACAAAGAAAGGUAAUUUGGCAAAAAACCCUGAUUCGGUUAUAGAUAACAGUCAAGGUCAAAAUGUUUGUCAUUUUCGCAGUCAGAUAGAAGUAUCUGGGGUCGGAUUUUUAUCUGGAAAUGGAAUCGGUUAUUUCCGUCCUUCAGCGAGAGCACCUGGUCUUUUUCAUUCAAAUCCGAGUUCCAGAACAGACUGGGCAGCCAAAAAUGUGGUUUACGAACUUGUUGGAUUAGUAGUGAGAUUAUUAAAAAUGAUUGCUUUUAUGAUGCUACUCUUCAAUUGUGUGUUUCAUUAUUUUAUUAUUUGAUGUCUGACUGCUUUCUUGUAUAUGACUGUGUCUGCAAAUAUUCAAAUUUUUAUGAUGCUAUCACCAUGACGUGUGGUUUAUAAUUGGUUCAAAUCUCAGUUAAUUUAUGGUAGUGUCUUAAUAAUUAUUCAUUGUGUAUGUGUAUUCUAUACGAAAGUAAUUACGUAUUAUUAUGCAGCUAUGUGAUAAUCCGAAUCCAAUCUGUUUAAUAUUUGUUUAUACGUUCCUAUCUCUGUAUGUACACUUCUCACUUCACACAUAUUUUAUCUCGCACUUUUCAGUAGCUGAACUGUGAUUCUUACCUCAUCUUUUUUUAUUCAAACGUAGCUCUGUUUGUGUAAAAUAUAAUCGAAAUAAAAUAUUACCGCAUU
Molecule: messenger RNA, 2999 nt
Organism: Schistosoma intercalatum
Lineage: Eukaryota; Metazoa; Platyhelminthes; Trematoda; Strigeidida; Schistosomatidae
Source: the annotation of a GenBank genome assembly